AUGAUGGGGGCAGGCACAUCGCAGAGUCCACCACCGAUGGCAUCUAUCACCGAUGUUGGAGCUUUAUUCCAGAAUGCGAAGAAAUAUGAGGAGCUUAAUGUUAUUGGCACAGGAGCUUACGGCACAGUAUACAAAGCACGAGAUUUACACAAUGGGGGGCAGAUCGUUGCUAUGAAGAAAGUAAAAGUGGCCCUCACAGAAGAUGGAAUACCGCUCUCUACAUUGAGGGAGAUUGCGUUACUGAGGCAGCUCGAGGCUUAUAGGCAUGCUAAUAUAGUCAGACUUCUGGAUGUCUGCCAUGGAGGUCAGUUAAUGGAGCGUGACCAGCAGUUAGUUUUGUUUCUAGUAUUCGAGCAUGUGGACCAAGACCUGGAGUCAUACCUCAAGAAAGCUCCAGGGCCUUUGUCGGAGAACAGAAUUAGAAGCAUGUCAUACGAUAUCCUGUCCGGCAUAGACUUCCUCCAUUCCCAUCGCAUUGUUCACCGAGACCUGAAGCCACAUAAUCUUCUGGUCACCAGCACGGGCCGGGUCAAGCUUGCGGACUUUGGACUAGCCAAGACUUACGAUACAGAAAUGAAGUUGACCAGUGUGGUGGUGACCCUGUGGUACCGCCCUCCGGAGGUCCUUCUCGGAGUGUCAUACAACACAGCGGUGGACGUGUGGUCGGCAGGAUGCGUGCUGGCACAGUUACACACCAGGAAACCCUUGCUGCCUGGCUCCUCAGACUCGCAUCAGCUCAGUAGUAUCUUCAGGUUGAUAGGACGUCCAUCACGUGAAGAGUGGCCGGAGAACGCUUCAGUGAUGCUGGACAGCUUCCCUGCCUACAAGCCCAUGGACCUCCAGGAGAUCAUUCCCAGGAUACACCCGCAUGCGUUGGAAAUCAUCAAGGGUAUGCUAGUUUUCGAUCCAGCGAAGAGGCUGACAGCGCUGGACUGCUUAGAGCAUCCAUACUUCACAGAAGAGCCCUUGCCGUGA
Molecule: messenger RNA, 975 nt
Organism: Arctia plantaginis
Lineage: Eukaryota; Metazoa; Arthropoda; Insecta; Lepidoptera; Erebidae
Source: the annotation of a GenBank genome assembly